GUGAGGGGCGCGUGUGGCGCGUUAGCGGUAGGACGGUGGCCGCGCGGGGAGCUCAGGGCAUGGUGGUGCACAUCAUGUCCAAACUGAGGGUGUCCCGUGUGGGGCUUGGGAUACUGCUGGGUGCGGCUGCAGGGAUCGGGUUCUUGUAUGUGUUCUACAAACAGAGGCGGAAAAGGCCCUGGUGGGGACGCAGCUCCAGGCACUCUGGGGUUCAGUACAUGCAGAACUCUGUGGGGCCCCAUGAAAAUGCAGAGACUCGGGGGCAUCAUAACCAGGUUCUGCUUAUAAGACAAGCACCAAUGGAGGCUGGUGAUGGCAUUACAUAUACAACUCUUUUAACACGAGAAGAGCAGGUGGAAGUGCUGAACCGUCUGGACUUCGUGCUGAAAAACAUUAUAGAGCUACGAAAAGAAGUGGAGGAGCUGAAGAACAGCCUGCAGAGUUUAGCUGGGGAGAUCAUUGGAGAAGUCAAGUCCCACCUGGAAGAAACCCAGAAGGUAACUCGGCGGAGGCGAUACCCAUUUCCUAGAGAGAGGAGUGAUUCCACAGGGUCCAGCUCUAUUUAUUUCACAGCCAGCUCAAGAGGGGCCAAUACAGAUGACGGUGAAAGUGAGGGAGGGUACACCACAGCCAAUGCAGAGUCUGACUAUGACCGGGAGUCAGAGAGAGAGAGUGAGGAAGGGGAAGAUGAAGUGAGCUGUGAGACAGUGAAGACUGCACGGAGGGAUUCACUGGACCUAGUCAAUGAGGAUGAAACUGUUUUGGUCUUUGACUCUACAGUGGAGGAGGAAUUUGGUCAGCUGCUGCAGCAGGCUGACCAGCUGCAUAGCGGGAAUAACCAGGAGAAGAGGGAAGGAUUCCAGCUGCUGCUUAACAAUAAACUGGUGUAUGGAGACCAGCAAGAUUUCCUUUGGCGCCUGGCUCGAGCAUACAGUGAUCUGUAUGAAAUCACAGAGGAUGCAGACGAAAAGAAAUCAUAUGCUUCUGAUGGGAAAGAAGAGGCAGAGGCAGCCCUACAGAAAGGGGAUCAAAGUGCUGAGGGUCACCAGUGGUAUGCUAUUCUUUGUGGCCAGUUCUCAGAACAUGAAAGUAUUCAGAAGCGUAUUCAAGCUGGGUAUGUUUUUAAGGAACAUGUUGAUAAAGCAAUUGCCCUGAAACCAGAUGACCCCAAGUCUUACUAUCUUCUGGGCAGGUGGUGUUACCAGAUCGCUCAUCUGGGAUGGCUUGAAAGAAAGACUGCUUCUGCCUUGUAUGAAGCACCCCCUACGGCCACUGUCCAUGAUGCACUGCAGAACUUUUUAAAGGCUGAAGAGCUGAGCCCAGGAUUUUCCAAAGCAGGAAGGGUGUACAUUUCUAAGUGCUACAGAGACCUGGGGAAUAACUCUGCAGCUGUUCAAUGGAUGAAUCUGGCUUCAGAGCUGCCAGUUAUCACAAAUGAGGAUGAAAAAAUCAAGAGGGAGAUGGAGGAGAUGCAAGGAAUCUCAGAAGAAUAAGAGGACAACACAACUCACCUUGUUCUAUGCACAGCAAUUUCUCCCAGGAAUCUAACUGGGCUUCCUCAUACCUUUUUAAAAAAUUUUUAUUUUAGCUGGCAGCUAUCUGUGUGUGGGCAUUAAACACUUUAUUACAUGUUAUAGAAUAUCAUGUCUGAUUUGCUGUAGAGUGGGAUUACAAGACCAAACAUUUAAGCUAAUUACACACCAUCUAAUAGAAAAUGAGAUCUGAUUGCCUUUCUUAACCACUUAUACAUACGUAUUAGGGGGACAUUUCUCGGUGGGGGUGGACCUUGGCUGAGUUUUCCCUGGUCCUGUUAGGAAUCAGAGCCUGACAAUUCACCAUCCUCUGUGGAAGAGGAAUCAGAGGACUUCUAGAUCUUUUAAGCUUUUGCGUCUCCUUUUUAGCGUUUGCUUUUUUAUUUGCUUAGAGAGCGUACUAGCUCCAUCACAGCUUUAGUGAGGUCUUUUUGCAGCUAGCUUUCCCAAGGGCCUGAAGUCCCCUCUCAAGAUUUUUGAGUCCUCGCCUGCUGGGUCGCAUUCCCCCAGGGAGGGGAAAUGCUUCCAGAGUCCUGACCAAAUUGGGAAGCAGGGGGCUGUUUGAGCCCUGCUGCUUUUCCCAGGCUACUCAGGACCCAUUUUAAGAUUGGGGGGGGAGGGGAUUCGUGAUCCUGUAAGUCUCACUUCCCUGUUCUCCACUUACCCCCUAAGUCAGCUGAUUGCGGUCCUCUUCAUCCUGCCCAGAGACACCUGGUCCAUUAUUCCCGUGUUAGUUGCAGCUGCUCUGGUGGGUAGGAUCCUCAUGC
This is a messenger RNA of Emys orbicularis (European pond turtle), 2299 nucleotides long. RefSeq names its product regulator of microtubule dynamics 3 (gene RMDN3). The coding region runs from base 60 to 1493 and encodes 477 amino acids. Gene Ontology annotation, cellular component: mitochondrion; mitotic spindle pole; cytoplasm. The transcript is spliced from 14 exons. The record is from RefSeq and is a predicted model, not a curated record. Lineage: Eukaryota; Metazoa; Chordata; Testudines; Emydidae. Gene Ontology annotation, molecular function: microtubule binding.